GAGACAGAGAGAGGAGCACUCCUGAAAGAAGACGACAGGCUAGUCCCCGGGGUCCGGGCUGAAGUCUGGGCUCGAGGGCGCAGCUGUCCGGCUACGGACAGCGUCGCCUUAGUGGCCUAGGAGGUAGUUGCGCAAGGCGCCGGCCGGAGGCUCGGAAGAGGGAUGCGCGGGGCGUUGCCUCCGACCCGCCGCCGCCGCCGCCCGAAGCCCCAGAGGAGCUGAGAGAGGCUACUCCGAAGCGCUGGCCCUGAGUGGCCCCGGCAGCGGCGCUGCCGGCGUACUAGGGCGCUUGCCCGGCUUGUGGGCCAACCCGGCUCCGGCGCCGCUGGUCCCGGUCCGGGGUCCGCCCCCCAGGCCCGGCCCCGCUCCAAGCUCCCAGAUGACCACCGAGGGCGGGCCCCCGCCACCUCCGCCGCGCCCGCCGCCUGCCCCACUCCGCCGUGCAUGCAGCCCGGCGCCCGGCGCGCUCCAAGCCGCCUUGAUGAGCCCGCCGCCCGCCGCCACCCUGGAGACCACCUCGUCGUCGUCAUCUUCAUCUUCAGCCUCCUGUGCCUCGUCCUCUUCCAACUCGGUCAGCGCCUCGGCGGGUGCCUGCAAGAGUGCGGCGGGUGGCGGCGGCGCCGGAUCCGGGAGUGGGGGCACCAAGAAGGCGACCUCAGGUCUUCGGCGACCCGAGAAGCCUCCCUACUCGUACAUCGCGCUCAUCGUCAUGGCCAUCCAGAGCUCUCCCAGCAAGCGCCUGACGCUCAGCGAGAUCUACCAGUUCCUGCAGGCACGCUUUCCCUUCUUUCGCGGCGCCUAUCAGGGCUGGAAGAACUCGGUGCGCCACAACCUCUCGCUCAACGAGUGUUUCAUCAAGCUACCCAAGGGCCUCGGGCGGCCCGGCAAGGGCCACUACUGGACCAUCGACCCGGCCAGUGAGUUCAUGUUCGAGGAGGGCUCGUUCCGCCGGCGGCCGCGCGGCUUCAGGCGGAAGUGCCAGGCGCUCAAGCCCAUGUACCAUCGUGUGGUGAGUGGCUUGGGCUUCGGGGCCUCGCUGCUGCCCCAGGGCUUCGACUUCCAAGCGCCCCCUUCAGCGCCUCUGGGCUGCCACGGUCAGGGUGGCUAUGGUGGCCUCGACAUGAUGCCCACAGGCUAUGAUACAGGCGCGGGUGCUCCGGGCCACGCGCAUCCACACCACCUCCACCACCAUCACGUCCCCCACAUGUCGCCCAACCCGGGCUCCACUUAUAUGGCUAGCUGUCCGGUGCCUGCAGGUCCUGCGGGCGUCGGUGCGGGAGCGGGUGGCAGCGGUGGCGGCGGUGACUAUGGGCCGGACAGCAGCAGCAGCCCAGUGCCCUCAUCCCCGGCCAUGGCGAGCGCAAUCGAGUGUCACUCGCCCUACACUAGCCCUGCGGCACAUUGGAGUUCGCCUGGCGCCUCACCUUACCUCAAGCAGCCUGCCCUGACGCCAAGCAGCAACCCUGCGGCCUCUGCUGGCCUGCACCCCAGCAUGUCCUCCUACUCGCUGGAGCAGAGCUACUUGCACCAGAACGCCCGCGAGGAUCUCUCAGUGGGACUGCCCCGUUAUCAGCAUCACUCCACCCCAGUGUGUGACAGAAAAGAUUUCGUCCUCAAUUUCAAUGGCAUUUCUUCUUUCCAUCCCUCCGCCAGUGGCUCCUAUUAUCACCAUCACCACCAGAGCGUGUGCCAAGAUAUUAAGCCCUGUGUUAUGUGAAUGGACAGAGGCCUUGAAGGCUGCUCUUCCUCUUCUCCCCUUUCCUCCUCUCCCCUCCGAGAGGGGCAGCUAGGAACUGCAACGGACUCGCAUUCUGUGCACACAGACGGAUAGCCCUAAGUAACACACUUACACAAAUGCCCAGGGGAGCCCUGCUCGCCGAUAUUUGCCCAUCGUUGGAAGAGGACACAGUUGGCAAGGCAAUACCCCGGAGGAGGGACAGAGAGCGGACGUGAUGGUAAAAUGUUACUACGUGUAAGACGUAAACUUUCAGUUCUGGGUGGUCAUUGCGUUCACUGAUCAGGGUCUGAAAAGGUGUGAGUGUGAGAGUGUGUGUGUGUGUGUGUGUGUGUGUGUGUGUGUGUUGGUGUGUGCUUUUCAAACAGGCAGUGCUAAAAGCACAGUAUUUCAAGAAAGCCUUAUUUAGUUGACUGGCCCAGUAGGAGAUUUUGCCCACCCCCACCCCCAACACUCCCUUCGGAUACAGGUGCCAAAGAACAUUGUGAAGAAAUGAAGAACCAACGAGCCUAGUUUAAGAAAGUGGCUCUCAGUAUUGGGACAAUACAAUAUUUUUUUUACAAGGUUUUCUUUCUACCACCAUAUUCUUAAAAAUAUUUUUAUGAUCUUCGUAUACUCACACUUUGCUUGUAUUUUAAAAGGAGGGUAUAUUUGCACUUCUGUAUACUUUUACAGUUUGCCAAACUAUUUUGAUGUAAGUUUUUUUUUUCAAUAAAAUGUGUUAAAUGUGUUUAACAAAUAGUUGUUUUAGGGACCCUUUCCUCUGCAGUCACCCCGUCAUGGCCACACACACC
Messenger RNA from Microtus ochrogaster (prairie vole), 2529 nucleotides. RefSeq names its product forkhead box F2 (gene Foxf2). Gene Ontology annotation, molecular function: DNA-binding transcription factor activity, RNA polymerase II-specific; RNA polymerase II cis-regulatory region sequence-specific DNA binding. Gene Ontology annotation, cellular component: nucleus. NCBI's taxonomy places the organism in Eukaryota, Metazoa, Chordata, Mammalia, Rodentia, Cricetidae. Gene Ontology annotation, biological process: regulation of transcription by RNA polymerase II; animal organ morphogenesis. The record is from RefSeq and is a predicted model, not a curated record.